AGAGUGUCGUAAAGUGUGUAUCCACCAAUCGCUUCCUGGCUGAGAGGAAAUAUGAAAAUGGCGGCUCUCUGUACUGAGUUUGGGGACCUGGUACAGAUAAAAAGGCAGUUAAUAUCUGUGAUAUCGCUCAGUAAAGAAAGAGGACUUCUACAUAGCGCUAAGUGGGCUUCUGAAUUGGCCUUUGCUUUGGACCCUCUUCCUAAGGAUGGGUUACCCCCCUCACAGCCUUUUACAGAGGACGAUGCACGGGACCUGGAUGCACUCACACUGGCCAAAUCCUACUUUGACCUGAAAGAGUAUGACCGUGCUGCUUACUUCCUGAAAGGCUGCUGCAGCAAGAAAGCGUAUUUCCUCUAUAUGUAUUCUCGCUAUCUGUCAGGCGAGAAAAAGAAGGACGAUGAGACUGUGGAUAGCCUGGGUCCUCUUGAGAAAGGCCAGGUGCGAAACGAAGCCCUGCGAGAACUGAGGGUGGAGCUCAGUAAGAAACACAUAACAGGAGAGUUGGACGGAUUCACGUUGUACCUAUAUGGAGUGGUGCUACGAAAGCUGGAUCUCCUGAAGGAGGCGGUGGAGGUGUUUGUUGAGGCAAUUCAUUCACUUCCUCUUCACUGGGGAGCCUGGCUGGAGCUUAGUAACCUGGUCACCAACAUUGAAAUGCUGAAGUCCCUGUCUCUGCCUGACUGCUGGAUUAAAGACUUCUUCAUGGCCCACAUGUACACAGAGCUGCAGAUGAUCAAAGAAGCCUUACAGAAAUAUCAGAACCUCAUGGAGGCCGGCUUUUCUAAGAGCACCUACAUCAUCUCACAGAUAGCUGUCGCCUACCACAACAUCAGAGAUAUCGACCAAGCUUUGGCACUCUUCAAUGAGUUGAGGGAGCAGGAUCCGUUUCGCAUCGACAACAUGGACACAUUCUCCAACCUGCUCUAUGUCAAAAGCAUGAAACCAGAGUUGAGCUACUUGGCCCACAACCUGGUGGAGAUUGACAAGUACAGAGUAGAGACCUGCUGUGUUAUCGGUAACUACUACAGCUUACGCUCUCAGCAUGAGAAAGCCGCUCUCUACUUCCAGCGGGCCCUCAAACUGAACCCCCGGUGCCUCGGAGCCUGGACCCUCAUGGGUCAUGAAUACAUGGAAAUGAAAAACACAUCCGCUGCCAUCCAGGCCUACAGACAUGCCAUUGAAGUGAACAAGCGGGACUACCGAGCCUGGUAUGGCCUGGGUCAGACAUACGAGAUCCUUAAGAUGCCCUUUUACUGUUUGUACUAUUAUCGAAAGGCUCACCAGCUCAGGCCGAACGACUCUCGCAUGUUGGUCGCACUCGGUGAAAGCUACGAAAAACUGUCACAGCAGGUGGAAGCCAAGAAGUGUUACUGGAGGGCGUACUCUGUUGGAGAUGUUGAGAAAAUGGCUCUACUCAAACUGGCAAAGCUCCAUGAACAGCUGAAUGAGUACGAUGAUGCUGCACAGUGUUACAUGCUUUACAUCCAGGACAUUUUCUCCUGUGGGGAACAACUGGAGCAUGCCGAGGUGAGCACGGCCCUGCGGUACCUGGGUCAGCACUAUUUCAAGAACAAACUCUACGAUGAGGCGUCUCUCUGCGCUCAGCGCUGUUGCGACUACAACGAUGCUCGUGAGGAGGGGAAGGCUCUGCUGAGACAGAUUUCACUCGUCAGAGAUCAGAUCGAGACACCGUCAGCGGACCUGUUUGCUCCACUCUCAAACAACAACACACCAGUCAGGAGGGUGUCUCCACUGAACCUCAUCUCCUUCACACCCUGACACCCAUCCGGCUCUUCGCUGGCUUUAACAUGGACAAUAGGAGCAUCCUGGGAUGUCAUGCAGAGUGGAUUUUUGAUGGCAAGACUCACUUUGACACAGAAAACUGUUGAUGACAUUAAACUUGCUUUCUUUUUUUUUUUGUAAAAUUGUU
Notolabrus celidotus (New Zealand spotty) is the source of this 1930-nucleotide messenger RNA. It is a transcript of the gene cdc23, whose product is annotated as CDC23 (cell division cycle 23, yeast, homolog). Gene Ontology annotation, cellular component: anaphase-promoting complex. Gene Ontology annotation, molecular function: protein binding. The transcript is spliced from 16 exons. Lineage: Eukaryota; Metazoa; Chordata; Actinopteri; Labriformes; Labridae. The record is from RefSeq and is a predicted model, not a curated record. Gene Ontology annotation, biological process: cell division. Bases 52 to 1779 code for a protein of 575 amino acids.